AUGGCGCUGCUCUGGGGGCUCCUGGCGCUCAGCCUCUCCUGCCUGCCAAGCCCGUGCUCAGCGCAGUUCUCUCCUGUGAGCGCCAUGGAGCCCUUGGGUCUGCAGCUAAUGAGCGGGCAGGCCCAGGAGAAGCUGCCCCCACUUUCCCUCCUCAAGCUGGGCAACCAGGAGCCAGGUGGCCAGAUUGCCCCGAAGAAGGUCCCAGGAGACUGCAAGUCGUCCCCAACCCCGGAGCAGACACGCAGGCUGGCCCGGGCCAUGAUGACCUUCACCACAGACCUCUUCUCCCUGGUGGCCCAAAGCUCAACCAGGCCCAACCUCAUCCUGUCACCUCUGAGUGUGGCCCUGGCACUGUCUCACCUGGCACUAGGUGCUCAGAACCAAACGCUGCAAAGGCUGAAACAGGUGCUGCACGCAGACUCAGGGCCCUGCCUCCCUCACCUGCUCAGCCGCCUCUGCCAGGACCUGGGGCCUGGGGCUUUCCGGUUGGCUGCCAGAAUGUACCUGCAGAAAGGAUUUCCCAUCAAAGAGGACUUCCUGGAACAAUCAGAACAGCUCUUUGGUGCAAAGCCCAUGAGCCUGACAGGAAGGAAGGGGGAGGACCUGGCAAACAUCAACCAAUGGGUGAAGGAGGCCACCGAGGGGAAGAUAGAGGAUUUCCUCUCAGAUCUGCCAGAUGACACAGUGUUGCUUCUCCUCAAUGCCAUCCACUUCCAGGGCUUCUGGAGGAACAAGUUUGACCCGAACCUCACACAGAGAGACAAUUUCCACCUGGAUGAGCAGUUCACGGUGCCGGUGGACAUGAUGCAAGCCCUCACGUAUCCGCUGCACUGGUUCCUGCUGGAGCAGCCUGAGAUCCAGGUGGCUCAUUUCCCCUUUAAGAACAACAUGAGCUUUGUGGUCCUGAUGCCCACCCGCUUUGAGUGGAACGUGUCCCAGGUGCUGGCCAACCUGACCUGGGACAUUUUGCACCAGCCCUUGCUGCGGGAGAGGCCCACCAAGGUCCAGCUGCCUAAGCUGCAUCUCAAAUACCAACUGGACCUGGUGGCCACCCUCAGCCAGCUGGGCCUGCAGGAGUUAUUCCAGGCCCCGGACCUGCGUGGGAUCUCCGAUGAGAGGCUGGUGGUGUCCAGCGUGCAGCAUCAGUCGGCGCUAGAGCUCAGCGAGGCCGGUGUGGAGGCGGCCGCGGCAACCAGCACGGCCAUGUCCCGCAUGUCCCUGUCGUCCUUCGUCGUGAACCGCCCCUUCCUCUUCUUCAUCCUUGAGGAUAGCACCAGCCUGCCCCUCUUCGUGGGCAGCGUGAGGAACCCCAACCCUGGCGCGCAGCCGGAGCGCAAGGAGCAGCAGGACUCCCCCAGCAGGGACUCCUUCCAGGACCACAAAGGCCGCCCCCGCGGAGACAAGCCUUUCGACCCAGACUUGAAACUUGGGCCCCCCUCAGAGGAGGAUUACCCUCAGCCUAGCAGCCCCAAGUGA
This is a messenger RNA of Budorcas taxicolor (takin), 1476 nucleotides long. RefSeq names its product serpin family F member 2 (gene SERPINF2). Bases 1 to 1476 code for a protein of 491 amino acids. The record is from RefSeq and is a predicted model, not a curated record. Gene Ontology annotation, biological process: negative regulation of endopeptidase activity; negative regulation of fibrinolysis. The transcript is spliced from 9 exons. Lineage: Eukaryota; Metazoa; Chordata; Mammalia; Artiodactyla; Bovidae. Gene Ontology annotation, molecular function: serine-type endopeptidase inhibitor activity.